AUGAGACUGGGAUUCUUUCGCUGCCAGUCCACACUCGUUAGACAGAAUAUAACUCGGGAGAAGUUCAGAGAAUGUAUGAGUAAAAUUGCCAACCAGGCAAUGGUGCUGUCAGCUGCUAGCAAGAGUGUGGUCCCACACAAGUCAUUCCGUGGUCUAACAAUCUCAUCUCUGACAUCGCUGUCGCUGAAACCACAGCCACUGAUCCAGUUCAACCUGCAAUUGCCCUCAUUCACCUCGGAAGCAUUGCACGAGACAGGCUUCUUUGCAGUGCACCUACUCAAGCCCAACACUACGUCGAUUAAGCUGGCGAGAGAGUUCAGUAAGGGUGCCAUCAUCAAUGAGAAGGAUCGUACCUAUUCGCCCACAAGACCAUUCGAGAAUCUGGUUGAGAAUGAGCACUACGUUACAUACAAGAUCGAGGGAACUGAUCUGGUGCUCCCAUUGCUCAAAAACUCGGAAAGGGUACUCAUUUGUCAGAAGAAGGAUGUGUUCCAGAUUGGAGACCAUGAGAUAUGGGUCGGCCAGAUUGAGGAUAUAAUUGUCAAUGAGGCCCAGCCAACAGGCGGACUGCUCUAUUGCAAUCGUAAGUACCAUUCCUUGGGGGAAAAAAUCGGAUAG
Messenger RNA from Torulaspora globosa, 618 nucleotides. RefSeq names its product flavin reductase family protein. Lineage: Eukaryota; Fungi; Ascomycota; Saccharomycetes; Saccharomycetales; Saccharomycetaceae. Gene Ontology annotation, molecular function: riboflavin reductase (NADPH) activity; FMN binding. The coding region runs from base 1 to 618 and encodes 205 amino acids. The record is from RefSeq and is a predicted model, not a curated record. The transcript has a single exon.